UUCCGGGUCACACAACCUGCCGGGUCAAAGGUUCCGGGGUCACACCUGAGUCCAGCUGGAGCUCAUGUAGCAUGAGUUAGCUUGGAGCUAACGUGUGAGUGGAGGUUAGCAGGAGGACACAGGCCGGGGGAUGACGAGUGGAGACGGUUGUUUAAAAGGAGUGAGUCCAGUGUGGCAGUUUGGCACGAAAGCCCAAGUGGCUGUGGCGGUGGCAAUAAUAAAGAGCAAGCCUGCGGGUAUGAGCGGCCGCGAGCACGCCAAGGCGCUGGGCUGCAGGCUGAGGAGCCAGGACGAAAGCUGGAGGGGGAAAGCCCAGGAGCUGCAGCAGGAGGUGCUGAGGCUGCGACAGGAGCUGCUGAUCACCAAGGUGACGGCAGUAACACGGAACGCCACGGAGACGGCAGGUCCUGAUGCUGCAGAGGAAGACACUUCACAGGAUCUGUUUGGUCCUUCACAGCCGCAGCCUGACUGUGACUCAGAGACUCCUGAACUCUUUCAGGAAGACCUCCAGCCCGCCGCUCCCCCCCCCGAGCCGCCAACUGCCUCCAGUCACCAUGAAAGAGCCAUGCACCCCCACGUGCACUUCCUCCAGUCGCUGUGCGCCCUGCACCGAGUAGCAGGAGACCAAAGAGGCCUGGAGGCUCUGUGGUUCAGCCCUGAUGGAGGUGCAGGAACAGUGUUGGCGGACUCUGUGUGCCAGCUCCUGCACUUGGUGGUGGUGGCGUGCGGGGAUCCCCCUGCGCUGGGUCCGUGCGACCUGGUCCUGCGGGCCUGCCAGGUGGCGGCCCGGGCCAUGGACCUCUUCUGCUCCCAGCGGCUGCCGUCUGCAGAGUUCAUGAGACGUGUGGAAGGUUCGCUGAGGGAGAUGAUGGCGAUGCUGCUGCACAAUCAGCCCUGCAGGCUCCAGACGGCAGAGAAGCUGAUGGAGUAUCUGGUCACACUGGGGAGCAGCAACAUGUCAAAGUCCUUCGUCAUUCGUCACAUCCUCUCUCAGAUCAGCGCUGUGGCCGAUGAGCUCUGGCACAUCCUCCAGGGGGGGGAGAGCUCCAGGCUGGACCAGUUUCCUGUGGACCGGUACCACAACUCCUGCCACCUGUUCUGGAUCCUGGAGCAGCUCCUGCAGAACUCAGAGGUACCGUGCAGGGUCGAGACGGGGUCGGAGCAGACGGGCUUCCUCCGUCACCUGGAGCAGCAUCUCUUUCUGUUGUCUGAUGAGUUUCCCUUAUUUUCCAUCUACAUGUGGAGGAUAGGAAGUCUCCUCACUUCCUCAGGCAGAUAAGACCCUCCGACCCCCUCUCUGGUUUCCACUCAUAUAUGAACAAAGUGGUUUGAAACGAGACUAACCCUCGAAUCGGAACCCUGCAAUGUGGGGGGGGGGUGGACUAGGAAGGAAUAUUGACAAGGAAACGUAACCUUCAAAUCUUUUCAAAGGAUAAAUGUGAUUAUAUAAAUCCCAUAAAAAUACCUUAUCCUCCUAGUGGCUGUUUUAUCAGUGCCUGAAAUUUCUUAUUUCGCCAAAUGUGAAUGAAUCCACCACUGAAGAAAGAGAUUCACAGAACAGGAAGUAAAGUGUUUGAGGGAUUAACUGACACCUCGUUGGUUUUGGUCUUUGUUGACGAUGGAAAAAGGUAAAAGGAACAUUUCCAAUCUGUUGCUUCAGAAAAUACAGGUCUAAGAUUAUUUUGUUCAAUAACAGCUGUUCACCAACAUGUUUAAAUUGUUCAGACCAAGACCUUUGAGGCUGGGACUGAGAAUCUGAGGGGAUUCCAUCACAGUGAGUCGUCUCCACACGUCGUGCUCAUGUGUAACGUUCUUCAGAUUUGCUGUAUUUAAGUUUCACAAAGCUCAUAUAAACUUUGAAGUAGCAGAAGUUGGUCAUUAACAACAUAUUCAAGACGUAUUUCAGGAGAAAUGUGUCAUCGUGUACAAAACAAUAAACUCUGACAUGUCA
Messenger RNA from Hippoglossus stenolepis (Pacific halibut), 1951 nucleotides. It is a transcript of the gene mei4, whose product is annotated as meiosis-specific, MEI4 homolog (S. cerevisiae). Lineage: Eukaryota; Metazoa; Chordata; Actinopteri; Pleuronectiformes; Pleuronectidae. Bases 131 to 1279 code for a protein of 382 amino acids. The transcript has 5 exons. Gene Ontology annotation, biological process: DNA recombination; meiotic DNA double-strand break formation; homologous chromosome pairing at meiosis. The record is from RefSeq and is a predicted model, not a curated record. Gene Ontology annotation, cellular component: lateral element.